GAAGAUUGAUACCACUCUCAUGUUUGUAUGCUAAAUAUGAAGCUACUGCCAGCAGCUGUUUAGCUUAGCUUAGCACAAAGACUGGAAACCGGUGGAAACAGCCAGCCUGGCUCUGUCCUAAGGUAACAAAAUCCAACUACCAGCACCUUUAAAGCUCUCUAAUUUGCGAGUUGUGUCUCGUUUGUUUAAAACUGAAGGGUAUAAACGAAAAAUUGGAGUCUUACUGUAAACAUGAGGCUGUAGCAGAAACUACAGAAAGUCACUACACCCAGCCAAGAAAUAUUUUCUUGUUCACCAACAUGCCUGUUCUCACUUUCCAACACAUCAAAAUUCCAUCAUAUUAACUCUUCCAUCAUAUUAACGUAAUUUAACUCUAGAAGGUCUUAAUAUGACCCCAUAGACACACAAACCCCACCCUUAAGAGAAGUGAAAUACCUGUCCUUUUCCAUAGCUCCAGAUUGUCGUUUAUUAUGCCCACACACCUCAUUGACACCUCACAUCUGACAAAAACACUGCUGCGUGUUCGUCAGCUCAGUGCUCUUUGCGUCAUUUCCUGCCGUCAGGGCUUGUGUAGAGAUGUUUUUGUGGAAGUGGGAUAUUGCCAUGUGCCAAAGGCUCAUCAGAGGAUACUAGAGAUCAUAAGCAUGCUCAUGAUUGAGUAAGGCCCCAUGGGAGGAAAUCAUUUGGACAGAGUGCCCAGUGUCAGAUGUCAGUAACAGUGCAAAUCGCUUACUCUUUGAGGACAGGCUCACAUGUAUAACACAAUUUUUUUUUCAAGUCUUAGACUAGAUUUUUACAUGCUUUAUUCUGAGUAUUACAAGCUGUGUUUUCACUGAAUACAACACAUGUGAUGCGUAUGUACUUAACUGAAAAGCACUUGUUUAAGUCAAAGAGCAUUUCUGUUUCAAUCAUCAUUUUAUUAUUCCUUUGUCUCCUGCUGACACAUUAGUUUUAUCUCCAUUUUCUCCUGGGUCCUGCUACUAGAACAUUUGAUGGCUCUUGAUCUGACCUGUGAGCAGUACUUCCCUCUUCCUUUUCCUUUACUUUCUGGCAAUGAGCAGAGUCCACACACCCCAGUGAACAGAAUCACCUCUAUUUAACCCUGUUAUUUGGCUCACAGACACAUAAGCUGUGCAACUCGUGUCAUCCCCGGCAUUCAUCCGUCUCUACUCUGACCAGUUAAUAUGAUCUGGCUUUGCAUCACAUCGGUGUUGUUGAUUACUCUAGUCAUCUCUGAUCAAAAUAUUAACGCAAGCCACAUCAGAGUUUUCCCAGCAACAAACCAAAGUAUUGCUGGAGUCUUCCAAGUUAGCUACAUAAAUGACUUCAGCCAGCAUGAAUAUGCCUUCAAUGCCUCUGAAGCUCGGAGGGUCUGCUUGUCCUUCAGAGUGAACAUUGCCUCAAAAGCACAAGUACAAGAAGCUCUCAUCAGAGGUUUAGAAACAUGCAGGUUUGGAUGGAUUGAUGAACAUUUUGCAGUCAUUCCCCGCAGCAGGGCCCUUUCUAAUUGUGGCCGUAACCAGACGGGCUUGGUGACAUGGCGAGCCUCUGUUACACAAAAGUUUGAUGUGUUUUGCUUUAAUGAAACAGAUGCGGUGACACAAUUGAAGGAUACAACAACUGAUAACCCUUUGAGCAGCAGGAAUAACUCGGGGCAAACUCAGUCUCCUUCUAAGGCAGCAGACUCCACCCAGACCUUGCACUCUACAUCUUCCUCCUCCCUUCUUCCUUCUUCCUCUUCAACUCCUAAAACCAUAGACAGUGAGGCAGAACCAGCCCAGUUUGUCAGCAAUGCACAGGGCUCUGCUAGAGAAAAGGCUAUACUCAUCACCUCAACUUGUGCUCUUCUCCUUAUUGUAAUAAUCAUCCUUGCAUACAUAAAAAUGAGAAGGAGUCGUGUUCUGAGCUCUGACAUGAAACAGCAGCAAGAGUACAUCCAGACAGAAGAGUGGACAUGUUCGAAGAAUAUAAAGGAAACCAAGGAAGAUACUCAGGAAGAUGAAAGAAUAGAAGUGGGUGACAAUGCAAGUUAAACAUUUUUCUGAUGAGAUAUUUUUAAGAAGCACUCCAUGGACAACUACUGAGGAAUAUUCUUUUUAAGGACAAAGAUGAGUCCCUUGUGUCUUUGUUUUGUGUGAAAGUAAUGACAGAAUGGCUGUAAAGUGCAUUUAUUUUUGUAUAUGUUAUAUGUUUGUUAGCAUUUUCAGUCAUCUGAUGUCAUUGGCAAUGGUGCAGUGUAGCCACUAGAUGGCAUUGCAAUACAAUAUUGAGAAGACUGAAGACUUUAUUCUUUUAACGUAAUGUUUGCUUCAGACAAUGAACAUACAUGUAAAUGCAACAUUUCUACAACAAUUUCAAGCACUUUUUAAAAAGGCAUUGUCAUUAUGAACUUAGGUAUCUCCCAAAUCUUUCAAUAUAUUGAUAUCUUUCCAAAAACUGACUGAAACCUCUUUUAAACAAGCUAUUUAAGGGAGAGACAGAGGAAAUGUCCCAGACAUCAUUUAUUUCUUAUCAGAGUUGUCUGAACCAACAUUGUGUAAAGCUCUCUCGACCAUAAGUGUUCUUAUGUCCGAUGUACAGUGUAUACAGUAACUGAAACUUCAAGUUUAUGACAUCACAAAAUGGAGUGUAAGGUACAAUUGUUUAUACGUGGUGGGUUUGUGUAAUGACAAACAUGUAAAUCUACUUCACACAUGUCUGGCCCUCCACAGCUUUUGUCUAAACCUUUGAGAGCCAAAGUGCAUCCAGUCAUCCAAGGCAUGUGUCUUCACUUUAUCAAACUCCUUUGUUAUCAACUUGUGACCAGCUAAGCAUUGCUUUUUAAUUGACAGGAUAUUGUAUUUUUCAUCACAGUCACUCACUGGCACUUUUCAAAAUAAAGGCAAAUGGUGAUUACUGAGA
Siniperca chuatsi (mandarin fish) is the source of this 2901-nucleotide messenger RNA. RefSeq names its product lymphatic vessel endothelial hyaluronic receptor 1a (gene lyve1a). The record is from RefSeq and is a predicted model, not a curated record. Gene Ontology annotation, cellular component: plasma membrane. The transcript is spliced from 6 exons. Lineage: Eukaryota; Metazoa; Chordata; Actinopteri; Centrarchiformes; Sinipercidae. Gene Ontology annotation, molecular function: transmembrane signaling receptor activity; hyaluronic acid binding. Bases 1185 to 2033 code for a protein of 282 amino acids. Gene Ontology annotation, biological process: cell adhesion.